Molecule: messenger RNA, 390 nt
Organism: Mesocestoides corti
Lineage: Eukaryota; Metazoa; Platyhelminthes; Cestoda; Cyclophyllidea; Mesocestoididae
Source: the annotation of a GenBank genome assembly
AUGGACAAUUCUACCAGCGCCGCCGCAGCCAACACCACCACCACCACUGCCAACUCGAGUACUCCCAAAGCCGCCAACUCCACCGAAUCCCCCACUGUGCUUGCCAGGGCAAUCUACGACAACAAUUCCGAAGUUGCACAGGAACUUAGUUUUUCACGUGGGGACGUCCUUACUGUGCUUAAACAAGAUCCUCCCGGAUUUGAGGGCUGGUGGAUUUGUAGUUUCGCGGGCAAAGUUGGAAUCGCUCCCGGGAACCGACUGGAGAUCUUGGGGGUCGUUAAAGUACGUCUAAGCCGAAUUUUGUUUUACUGCGCUGUCUUAUAUGUGGCGGGAAGUAUGACAUGCGUACAUACCGACGUACAAGGGGCGGUGUAUUUCAAAACAAAGUAA